AUGUCAUCUAUUUUCAAUUUAAUAGAUGGAAUCAAGGCUCCAAUUCUUAUGGUGCUGAUUCAGAUUGCUUAUGCUGUGAAUACCAUAUUGUACAAAUUAGUUGCAAAUGAAGGAAUGAGUUUGUGUGUAUUAGUGGCUUAUCGCUACCUCUUUGCAUCAAUUUUCAUGGUUCCUCUUGCUUACUUUGUUGAUAGGAAGAAAAAGCCAAAAAUCACAGCACAAGUUCUUGUUCAAGCAUUUCUUUGCGGAUUAUUUGGGGCAAGCUUACAACAAAAUUUGUACGCAGAAGCAGUGAUAUUGUCAGGUGUAACAUACGCUACAGUCAUGUUUAACCUUAUUCCUGCUGUUACCUUCAUCUUAGCAGUAUGUUUUGGAUUGGAAAGGUUGAAGAUUGGAACAUUAACAGGAAAGGCCAAAGUGAUUGGCACUAUAAUGGGAAUUAGUGGAGCCAUGAUUCUCACAUUCUAUAAGAGUAUUGAAAUUCACAUAUGGUCUACUCAUGUGAAUUUGUUGAAACAUACACAACCACAAAAUGUGUCUUCUCAUAAUAUUUGGGGCUCUUUUCUUGCCUUAGGCACUUGUUUAUCAUUUUCAAUAUGGUUAAUAAUUCAGGCUAAGAUGGGUGAGAAAUUUCCUUGGCAUUACACAAGUGCAGCUUUGAUGUCAGUGAUGGCUUCCAUUCAAGCAAUUAUAUAUGCUUUAUGUAUGGAAAGAGGUGACUGGAAUCAAUGGAAGAUUGGCUGGGAUAUCAAACUUUUCACCGUUGUUUUUUCGGGGUUUGUGGCCUCAGGAAUAGUUUGGGUUUCAAUUGCAUGGUGUGUGCGCAUAAAAGGCCCACUUUAUGCUUCUGUUUUCAACCCCCUCUUCCUUGUUCUAGUGGUCAUUGGAGGGUCUCUCUUAUUAGAUGAAAAGCUCUAUUUGGGAAGUGUAAUAGGAUCAUUGAUAAUUGUGAUCGGGCUAUACUUUGUCUUGUGGGGUAAAGGUAGAGAAUUGAAGAAAACUAUAGAGCAAAAGCAAACAACGGACUUGGUGGAGGAUCAACCAUCGAAGAUAAUUACUACAAAGCUUGAAGAUGAUAAAAGUGUUGAAAUUGUUGUAGCUGUUAGAUAG
Trifolium pratense (red clover) is the source of this 1110-nucleotide messenger RNA. RefSeq names its product WAT1-related protein At1g25270-like. Bases 1 to 1110 code for a protein of 369 amino acids. Gene Ontology annotation, molecular function: transmembrane transporter activity. The transcript has 7 exons. The record is from RefSeq and is a predicted model, not a curated record. Lineage: Eukaryota; Viridiplantae; Streptophyta; Magnoliopsida; Fabales; Fabaceae. Gene Ontology annotation, cellular component: plasma membrane.